CAUCCACAUGUCCGCCACACUGUUCCGCCCCAGUCUCUGCCUCGCGCGCCCGCUCCCCGCGCUGCGCUGCGGCCUCGCAACCUCCUGCGCUGCGCAAGCACGUCUCUCCAGCAACCCGUUCGACCCGUUCCCGCGCCCGUUCGACCCGCCACCCGCCCCGCGCGGCCCCGUCGACGCGCUCGCACACGCGCCCGCCCGCGCCGGCGAGACGCCCGCAAAGCUCCGCGCCCGCCUCACGUACCAGUCGCGCAAGCGCAGCUCGCUCGAGAGCGGCCUCCUCCUCUCGACGUUUGCACGCGACUUCCUCCCCAGCAUGAGCUUGCCGCAGAUGCGCGAGUUCGACCGCCUCCUCGCCGAGCCCGACGCCGACAUCUACUCGUGGGCCGUCGGCAAGCGGGACGCGCCCAAGCGCUGGCACGACAGCGAGGUGUUGGAUAAGUGAGACCGCGACGCCGCGCCGAGCUGACCCAGGCUGCGCAAGCACGCGCGUAACGAGAACAAGGUCGUGCGCCGCACACCCGACCUCGAGGACAUUGAGCGCGAGUAGAAUCGAUCCCACAGUUGUUAUCUUGCUACCUUGCAUAUCUAAAGCAU
Messenger RNA from Cutaneotrichosporon oleaginosum, 594 nucleotides. The record is from RefSeq and is a predicted model, not a curated record. Lineage: Eukaryota; Fungi; Basidiomycota; Tremellomycetes; Trichosporonales; Trichosporonaceae.